GGCAGAGGCAAAGGAGCAUAAAAGCAAUGGGCGUUAAAAGCGGUUUGUCAUUUUUGUUCUUUGAGACCAAAAGACAUUUCAUUUUCAACUCCAUGGCUCCCUCCAUGAGAAUUGUCUUCGGUCUUCUCACUUUCGUCACCGUCGGAAUGAUUAUAGGUGCUCUCUCUCAGUUGGCUUUCAUUCGAAAAUUGGAAGACUCAUACGGCUCUGAUUCUUUGCCAUUUAGAAGAUUGCGUGGACUCGAAGGUGACGGUUACCUUCAAUUGCCAAGAGGUAUUCCUUUUUGGAAUAAUGACAAGGAAGCAGAAAUCUUACGCCUUGGAUAUGUCAAACCUGAAGUGAUUAGCUGGUCUCCUCGAAUUAUUGUACUUCAUAACUUCUUGAGUUUAGAGGAAUGUGAUUAUCUCAGGGCUUUAGCUCUCCCUCGCUUGCAAAUUUCAACUGUGGUUGAUACGAAAACCGGAAAGGGAAUCAAGAGUAACGUCAGGACCAGCUCUGGUAUGUUUUUGAAUCCUCAAGAAAGAAAAUAUGCUAUGGUACAAGCAAUUGAAAAAAGAAUCUCUGUCUAUUCUCAAAUACCAAUUGAGAACGGUGAGCUUAUGCAAGUCUUGAGGUACGAGAAGAAUCAAUAUUACAAACCUCAUCAUGACUAUUUUUCUGACACUUUCAACUUGAAGCGUGGUGGGCAGCGAAUAGCCACAAUGCUUAUGUAUUUGAGUGACAAUGUUGAAGGAGGAGAAACAUAUUUCCCAUUGGCUGGUUCAGGUGAAUGUAACUGUGGUGGGAAACUUGUCCAAGGGCUAUCUGUCAAGCCAACUAAAGGAAAUGCUGUGCUUUUCUGGAGUAUGGGAUUGGAUGGUCAAUCAGAUCCCAAAAGUGUGCAUGGAGGAUGUGAGGUAAUCUCUGGGGAGAAGUGGUCAGCUACGAAGUGGAUGAGGCAGACCACUCACUCUUGAUUUCUUAUCCACCGUCUCCUGCAAACAAAAAUUCACUAAUUUGGAUCUUGUCCUUAUAAAAAAUAAUGAUUAAGAUUAGUUAUUGAUAUUAGAAAUAUUCAUUAGUGUUAACUUAAAUUAAUAAACUGCGGCGUAAUCUCAUAUUA
This is a messenger RNA of Vigna angularis (adzuki bean), 1102 nucleotides long. RefSeq names its product prolyl 4-hydroxylase 1. Gene Ontology annotation, molecular function: iron ion binding; L-ascorbic acid binding; procollagen-proline 4-dioxygenase activity. The transcript has 12 exons. NCBI's taxonomy places the organism in Eukaryota, Viridiplantae, Streptophyta, Magnoliopsida, Fabales, Fabaceae. The coding region runs from base 27 to 956 and encodes 309 amino acids. Gene Ontology annotation, cellular component: endoplasmic reticulum. The record is from RefSeq and is a predicted model, not a curated record. Gene Ontology annotation, biological process: peptidyl-proline hydroxylation to 4-hydroxy-L-proline.